This is a messenger RNA of Acipenser ruthenus (sterlet), 2724 nucleotides long. Its product is annotated as GTP:AMP phosphotransferase AK3, mitochondrial-like. The coding region runs from base 525 to 1178 and encodes 217 amino acids. Lineage: Eukaryota; Metazoa; Chordata; Actinopteri; Acipenseriformes; Acipenseridae. The record is from RefSeq and is a predicted model, not a curated record. The transcript is spliced from 5 exons. Gene Ontology annotation, cellular component: cytoplasm; mitochondrion. Gene Ontology annotation, molecular function: ATP binding; AMP kinase activity. Gene Ontology annotation, biological process: nucleobase-containing compound metabolic process.
ACACGCUGUUACAACGUAACCCAACGAAUGAGCCAUUUUUGUAUUGUUUUUGCAAUUGCAUUGCCAGCAAUCCGAUAAUAACGAAGAGUUUCGUGUGACAUGCAAAAGCUGCAUUUGGCUAAAAAAAUUUUUAAUUAUUCUUUUGACUCUCUCGUUUUUAUUUAUUUAUUUUGUAUUUUCUGCAUGCUGCGACCAUAUAAUACAAACUCGCUUGCUCUACUAAACGAACCAAAAAGCCCAGUACCCUAUUCUGUGUGAUUUUAUGUUUUCCAUUGUGGGAAAUGUUGCGUUUUUUUACACGUUCCACCCGACUCUGAAAAAUGAAUACUUUUAAUAAUUAGUUCUGCUGAUCUACUCUGAGCAGACUGCAGCACUGCCUCUUCUUGGAAUGCAAGCUUUCUCCCCUCCUCCUUCGGCGGCGCAGUCAGCAUUCGAACAGUUCCGAUUCAGUCCGAGACACAAGCCACUGCUCUACAAAUACAAUCUGAAGGAAACGCAUCAUUAAUUGUCUUAAUUUAAACAUCAUGGUUUUACGCGUCAUAUUUCGUGCUGUCAUCAUGGGACCCCCGGGCUCCGGGAAAGGCACGGUGUCGGAGCGGAUUAUGAAAAGUUUUGGAAUGAAACACCUUUCCAGUGGGGACGUUUUAAGGACCAACAUGAAAGCAAAAACAGAAGUAGGGCUUCUGGUCAAGUCUUACAUCGACCAAGGUCAGCUUGUGCCAGAUGAUGUCAUCACUCGGCUGAUCCUGCAUGACCUGAAGGGUCUGGAGCAAUGCAGCUCGCUGCUGGAUGGUUUCCCACGGACAGUGACGCAAGCAGAAUGUCUGGACAAAGUUUACAAGAUAGACACUGUGCUAAACUUGAAUGUGCCUUUCGAGACCAUCAAAGAGCGACUUACCUCCCGGUGGAUCCACCCAGCAAGUGGCAGAGUAUAUAACAUCAACUUCAACCCUCCCAAAAUCCCUGGUUUAGAUGACGUUACUGGUGAGCCCUUGAUACAGCGGAAUGAUGACAAACCGGAGACUGUCGCAAGGAGGUUAAAGUCCUACGAGAUGCAGACCAGACCAGUCCUUGAGUAUUACAGGAACAAAGGGGUUUUGGAGACCUUCACAGGAACAGAAACCAACAAGAUCUGGCCUCAAAUACACACCUUUCUCUGCAGUAAAACCUCAGGGUGACCAGAAGCCUGCAGCUGGCAAAGCUUGAAAAAACAGGCAGCUCUGAAGAAAUAAGAGGAGGGAGGAUUACUCCAUGGUUUGAACAAACACAAAGGGACCACUCAUUCCUUGAGGGAAUACGAUUAUUUCAUGGGGCCAAGUCCACACCUGUGUUGGCUGAAACUAGAACUAAACUUUUCCCUUUUAAAUUGAUCAAAACGUAGAUCAAAAUUAUAUUAACAUAUUACAUUAAUGAUUUAAGAACUGAUUUUUGUCUUUUGCUUGAUGUCAUAAUCAUGUAUGUCUUAAGGAUUCCUGUCUUAGUACGCACUAAAAACUAAUGUACACCCACAGCCUGCAUUAAAAUGUAUUUCUGAUUACAUAAAUGCAAUGUAGCACAAAUGUAUUCUGAAAAGAGAUUACUUAACCAAAAAGUUUUGAGAUAAAAGUGAAGUAUACAUUUCUGUAGUUAUGUAGUAGCUUUAAUACAACGGCCUACGUCACUAUGCACAUGUUAAAGUAAAAAGAUGCUAUACCCGCAAAAUAAGUAUUUUGUCUUGCACACUGUUAGUAGUUGAUUUACAAGGAGCAUACAAUAACACACACUUUAAUAUUGUGAAAACAGAAAGCAAAUGACCACAAUCCAAGAAAAACAAUCUUCAUAUGGGGCAAGUAACAAUGCAAUAUCAUACUUUUUUUUUUUUUUUUUUUAGUAAGUAUUUAACUUGACCCCUUGUUGUUCUUAACCUUUAACCCGUCUUACUCUGUUGUCCGCUUGUAGACAAGCACUUUUUGGGGCUUUUUGGGGCUUUAUUUUUCUUUUCUCUAAUCUUAAAUUGUUUUUAAGAAUUCAAAUAAAAGUUUUGGUUUUAUGACCAAACAAGUUUAUUUACUUUUUUAAAAUUGGUAUUAUUGAUAUUUUAUUCGUAUUGCCGCAUGGAAAGGUACAGUACAAAGUGCAUCCAGCAUUAUUCUAGGGACACUAGAAACCCAUAAGCUAAAAGCUUGACUAGUCUGUUUAGUGUCUAGUAUUGACUAUAAAACUGUUUGAGUACUUUAUUUCAUUUGCAUUUUGUAUUGCUCACUGUAAUUUUGUAACCUGUUUUGACUGCAAAAUGCAUUCUUGUACAAUGGGUCAUCUUGAUUACUGGUUGAUCAGUACUGUACCACUAAAUUUUGUACAUAGCCACCUGAACUAUAACCAAAAAUAAACUAUGUAUGUGUUCUAUGUUGUGUACUUAUUGGAAUUAAAUACAUAGUUCUAGGAGGCUGUGUGGUCCAGUGGUUAAAGACAAGGGCUUGUAACCAGAAGGUCCCAGGUUCAAGUCCCACCUCAGCCACUGACUCAUUGUGUGACCUUGAGCAAGUUACCUCCUUGUGCUCCGUCUUUCGGGUGAGACGUAAUUGUAAGUGACUCUGCAGCUGAUGCAUAGUUCACACACCCUAGUCUCCUUGGAUAAAGUUGGAUAAAGGCCUCUGCUAAAUAAACAAAUAAUAAUAAUAGAUCUUUCCAGACAGAAAAUAGUGCAAAAUUCAAGACAAAAACAAUAAAAUAAAUGAAAACAAA